Molecule: messenger RNA, 4955 nt
Organism: Myotis myotis
Lineage: Eukaryota; Metazoa; Chordata; Mammalia; Chiroptera; Vespertilionidae
Gene: APOLD1
Product: apolipoprotein L domain containing 1
Exons: 2
Coding region: 357-1115 (252 amino acids)
Biological process (GO): lipid transport; lipoprotein metabolic process
Cellular component (GO): extracellular region; membrane
Molecular function (GO): lipid binding
Source: RefSeq, a predicted model, not a curated record
AUAACGUCAUUAGCUAUUCUCAGGAGAGGAAAGGCAGCGUAUUACCCUCCUGGGAGAAUGACACACUCGUUUCAAGUUGGGGAAGAGCCUGCUGUUCUUUUCCUGCGUUUGGGGGAAAAGCGAACACACAAUGUUCACUUCCUAAACACGGGAUGUGCUGUGAGGCUGGCAGGUCAUUUUCCACCAAGUCAUAUCCUUCUGGGUGAAGGCAGCGGGGGCCAGGACAGGAAAAGGCAAUGCUCAGGGUGAGGCAAGGCUUUCCCAGGGCAGCCAUUGGCUCUCGGGAAGUAUAAAGCAUGCUCAUCCAGAAACAGCCUCCGAUUUCUCUUCCCGGAGGUAGCCAGAGGUGAACGGGCAUGGAGCGGCCGGCGGCCGGGGAGCUGCAGGGCGCCGAGGCGCUGCGGCGCUUCCAGGGGCUGCUGCUCGACCGCCGCGGCCGGCUGCACGGCCAGCUGCUGCGCCUGCGCGAGGUGGCCCGGCGCCUCCAGCGCCUGCGCAGACGCUCCCAGACGGCCCGCGUGGCCGGCAGCUCGCUGACCGCCGCGGGCGCCCUCACCGCGCUCGUGGGGCUCUCGCUCAGCCCGGUCACGCUGGGGGCCUCGCUCCUGGCGUCGGCCGUGGGGCUGGGGGUGGCCACCGCCGGAGGGGCCGUCACCAUCACGUCCGACCUCUCCCUGAUCUUCUGCCACACGCGGGAGGUGCGCAGGGUGCAGGAGAUCGCGGCCGCCUGCCAGGACCAGAUGCGCGAGCUGCUGGGCUGCCUCGACUUCUUCUGCCGCUGGCAGGGCCGCGGCGACCGCCAGCUGCUGCAGAGCGGGAGGAACGCCUCCAUGGCCCUGUACAACUCCGUCUACUUCAUCGUCUUCUUCGGCUCGCGCGGCUUCCUCCUCCCCAGGCAGGCCGAGGGGGCCACCAGGGUGAGCCAGGCGGUGCUGAAGGCCAAGGUUCAGAAGCUGGCGGAGAGCCUGGAGUCCUGCACGGGGGCUCUGGACGAACUCAGUGAGCAGCUGGAGUCCAGAGUCCAGCUCCGCACCAAGUCCAGACGUGGCCACGACCUCAAGAUCGCUGCCGACCAGCCCCCGGCGCUGUUUUUCAGAGAACAUCCUUUCUCCUAAGGACCGAGGCCAGAAAGCACCCCUGUGGGAUGCUCCGGAUUUGUGGCUCCCUCGGGAAGCACCCAGCUGGGUGAGGAGCUGAGUGCAAAGGAGGAGAAGAAACUGUGCUGGCGGGGAAGCGUCCUCGCAGCCCUUCUUUUUCCGUCACCGUGACAUUCUGCUGAGGACUGUGUUAUUUUCUGAUCCUCGUGGAAUAGAUGACCUGAAAACUGUUUUUCCUUGAUCAGAACCGUCCAGUCUUCACAUUACUGGGCACUCGGGUUUUAAGUUGUUGGGUGGUCCCUGCCCCUGCCCAGGUGGUUUGAGCUGAGGCUGGAGGGGGUGCAGAUAUGGCCAUCCUUUGGGUCCUCUCUAAGCUCUACUUGGCUUGGAGGCCCUCAGAAGGCCCUAGUGGGGAGACACAAGCAUAAAGCCUCUCUUCCAGAGUCUCUGAGUACAAAGACCUCCAGAAUCCAGAGCCAAGUGACCCCCUCUGAACAGUGUUGGAGGGUUCAGGAUCCAAGAAAGGCCCCUCCCUCUGACAUAACAUCCCCCCUCCUUCCCCUCUCAGCUUAUCCACUCACAGCUCCAGCCUGGGGAUGGAGUGGACCUUCCUGGGUGGCUUCAUAUUCAGGCACUGAGAGGGGGGACCAACCCAUCCCUAAGUGCUGUCCCUUGCAGGACAGGCUGAGGCCAAGGAAGAUGAAGUGACUUACAGCUUCAUGUACUGACUUCCUAGUGUACAGAGAGAGCAAUGGCUUUGAAUUAGAUAGUCCUGGGUUUCUUACGUACCCUGUCACUACUGUGUGAUCUUGGCCACUUGGUCUCUCUGAGACGUGGCUUCCUGGUCAAAGAGAGAUGCCAAACCUUACUCUGUUGUGAGUCAUAUGUCAGAUGCAGUGCCUAGCACAAUGUCUGGCUCAUUAAGAGUAGCCCCUGGACUGGCAAUAUCGGCAUCACCAGGGAACUUGUUAGAAAGGCAAAUUCUUGGACUCAACCCCUGACUUAUGGAGUCGGAAACUCUGGAGGUGCAUUUAAACAAGCCCUCGGGGUGACUCUGAUGCCUUCUGAGGUUUGAAAACCACUGCAACAGAUGUUCGUUUCUGAUCCCCUCAAUGAGCUUUCACUCAAUCUCAGGGCCUCCCUAGGAGCUCCAUGGUCUUCAGACUGAAGGUCAAGGACAGACUGUGUCCCAGAAGUAAAAGAAUGUGUGUGCAUUGAUCAGUGCAUCUUGGGGCACCUUGCCGUCAUGUUAGCUAAGGGCUGUAACAUAAGAAGCCCUUUCGAGGGCAGUGUUGCCCACUCAUUGUAGAAACUGGUACAGAAAGGAAUGUGAAUUUAUUGGAAAUUGAUCUUCAUUACCUUCUCUGAAAACUGCUAGACUGUGUAUUAUUUUUUAUUUAUUUUAAGUUUUUUUAUUUAUUUACUUUUUAUUAUUUGCAUUUAAUUUUAUUUAAUCGUGACAUUUAGGAAAUAAUAGGAAUAGCAAGUGAUUGAAUGGGAGACUACUGAGGUUCUUUUCACGAGAUGAGGUUGAGUUUGACUUUCUGAGGCCGGUCGUGCGUUCUCCUUGAAUAAGUCUCUCUUCCCACGUGGAGUAAAUGUGGGAAGUUCUGAAUAGACAGACCCAGAGCUGAGUUUAAGCUUAUAAAUGGAGGCUUGACUUGCAGGAUGUGGAAAUGAUGCAGGCAUAUUUAACCUGAAGGUACCUUGCCAGCAGAUAACACUUGACCUGAAAGGAGAAUCUGUUUAGCCCUGGGCUCUGAACUACUUUUCAGGGGAAAGCAAAACAAUUAAAGGCACGUGAAGGAAGCACCUAGACCUCGGAAGCCUGAUGUCCUGUCACAUUGUCUUAUGGGUUAUAAACAAAAUAGCUUGUGUGAUGGGGGCGAUGUGUCAUAUUUUUACAUUGGGGGCUGUAAAAAGUCUGUAAGCUGUCUCUAAGAAAGAAAAUAUAAUUUCACUUUCCAUUCCUACAACUGUAAUGUUGAAAAAUAUGUUGAAAAGUCUUUGAGGCUACGUAUACAGAAACUUGGCUGUAUGAUUAAUGAGUUAGCAGGCUUUAAAUUGGUUCUGUUUUCUCCCAGGCUUCCCAGUGAUGGCCGUGUGUCUGAGGAAGUACAGUGUCAGUGCUGGGGUGAGGUGGUUGGUGGUUCUAAAUUUUAAUUUUUCGUAUAAAUUUCAAUCUGUGUGUAUCCUGGCUUGUUUUCAAGUUGGUACUGGUUUCUUUUUAAACUGGUGUCAUUUCCUGGACUACCCUGCACAGAUGCUAGCAUUUUAGGUCACCAGAAUGUACUUAAUGUUGUCAUUUUGUGCUAUGUCAUAAAGGUACAACCACUCCCUAACUCCAUCUUCUAUUAAUGCUUAAGUUUGAAUUAUAUUCUUCCAGUGCCUGAGCUGUUCCCUAGAAAUAUAUGGGACACUUUUGGCAGCAGCAGCAGCAAACAUUUCCUAUCAUUAGGGUAUUUUGACUAUAUCAAAGUCCUAGGCCCACUUUACAUCUAAGGAAGAGUGUCUACUUUGGAACCACUCUUUGAAUAAUAAUUAUUCAAAUGCAUUUGAAUAAUUUAAUGAAAUGCUUAGCUAUUAUUUUAAUAGGAAUUUAUUGAUAAUGAAAGACUAUCCAUCCUCUACAUGCCUGUUAUAAAGACUGGAGCCUCUAUCAGGAUUUAGUCAAGUUCAGUUCAAUGGAUCCUAGAGACAAAUAUUCAUUUCUUUUGUGGGAAUGUGAAUAAGGCUUUUCCUUAUGGCCUACAUGCUACAAACAAGCAGAUUGAAAUGGUAUGUUGCAACAAGAAGGAGGCAAAGCAGUAUUUAGAUCACAAGCAUACUCCAGAAAAAUGUCCCGAGUUUGAAAAAUAAAUGUGUUUGUACUAAAGGCUUAUUAAGUGCUUCUGGUAUUUUCUGUGGUUUACAAUCAUUUGAAUGGUUCUCUUUCACAAUAAAGGGGAUUCAACAAAACUACAUUCUGCUCUAUUGAAAAACAAUCCUUCGAAAACUUGCUGAUCCUAAUUGCUUUGAUGCGUUUGCCCUAAGGCAUCUGUCAUUUCCAAUAUGGCAAAUGUCAAAGUCAAAAGUGUGUACUGGGAGAAAAAAAGAGAGAGAGAGAGUGGUGUAGAAGCCACUUUAAAUCAGAUAUGUCAAACCAUCAGUCAACUUGAUAUAGUUCUCAUUCUAUGCCUUGGUGUGAAAAGAAAGAGGGAAUUGAGACAUGGAGAUAAAGACACUACAGAGAUAGAGGGGUUCAGUUAAAUGAAGCAAUUUUUGAAUUCCAUGGUUUUUCCCCACUGUAGCAAAAUUAGUUCUUUCCCCAAUUGAAAUAAACUGUCCACUCCUCAAAUGUUUUGAUCUCUGUAAUUAAUCACCUAAUCUCAUGUUUGCCUGUGUACGAAUUAAUAACUGAAAAGGGCAGAUAUUUAAUCACUUUCAUUUAGAAUAUUCAGUAUCAAACCAUGUAAAUCAAUUUUUAAAAAGCAGUUAACUCAUGUACAGGAAUAUUCUUAUUACCUAGAAAUCAGACUUCCAGCAGUUUUUCCCGGGAGGCAAAAUUUCCCCACAGAUGUCCAGAGAAUUUCACCUUGCAAAUCACUGAUCUUGACCGUGCCAGGGAAAUGUAAUCAUUUUUAGCUAAAAACUGGUGGAUCCCAAUAUACCUAUAUUCUGUUGGGAAGAUGGACAUAGGAUAGGGGGUCCAGCAAUCCAGAGAGCUUGCAGUGGUUGCUAGAGUCAGUCAAGAGCUCCUGUGUGGAGGUGGUCUCCCUAUCUGAGUGCCAACCAGCCUGAGUCUCCCCACCUUGGAAACAUGCCUGGGUCCAGGUGCUGUACUGUUAGUGGGUGUGCAACCAAAAAAAAAAAAAAAAA